Aaosphaeria arxii CBS 175.79 is the source of this 1742-nucleotide messenger RNA. Its product is annotated as polysaccharide lyase family 4 protein. The transcript has 2 exons. Gene Ontology annotation, molecular function: carbon-oxygen lyase activity, acting on polysaccharides; carbohydrate binding. The record is from RefSeq and is a predicted model, not a curated record. Lineage: Eukaryota; Fungi; Ascomycota; Dothideomycetes; Pleosporales. The coding region runs from base 1 to 1608 and encodes 535 amino acids. Gene Ontology annotation, biological process: pectin catabolic process.
AUGUUUUUCAAAUCGGCUUUGCUGGCCACGGCCGCCUUCUCCGCUUCAGCAUUCGCAGCUUUUGGUAUAACCCAAUCGGGAGAUAAUAUUGUAGUCGAUGCAGGCUCAGACAAUGCUUUGAAAUUUACAGUGAACGCAAAGAGUUGUGACAUAACGUCGAUCCUCUACAGAGGAGAGGAGUUGCAGGAUAAGGCAAAGGGAUCGCACAUCUCUUCCGGUCUUGGAUCGGCUACCGUUAAGUCUGAGACAAUCUCAGGCAAAUAUGCCAAAAUCACCUGCACCACUUCCACGUUAACGCACUAUCUCGUCGUUCGCUCUGGAGAAUCCACGAUAUGGAUGGCUACCCACACCACCGCUGAGCCGGACAUUGGCGAGCUCCGCUUCAUUGCUCGACUGUCGUCUAGCAAACUCCCGCUCGAGUACCCAUUCGGAGCCGUUUCCACUACCGCAGGAUCCUCGUCUACCGUCGAGGGCUCUGAUGUCUUCGUCGUCAACGGCCAGACACGGUCCAAAUUCUACUCCUCGGAGCGAUUUAUCGACGACUACACGCACUGUGUGAAGCGAGAGAGCGAUACGAUCCACGCCUGCAUCCUCUUGAACUCGUACUCCUACGAAGGCAGCUCUGGAGGCCCCUUCUUCCGUGACAUCAACACCAACAACGCUGGCGAUGCCACCAACCUCUACUUCUACAUGAACAGCGGCCAUGUUCAGACCGAGAGCUUCCGCAUGGGUCUGCACGGCCCCUAUGCCCUCCAGUUCUCUCGCUCUGGAGUGCCCAAUGGAAAGACCAUGGACUCAACCUUCUUCUCCGAACUCGGCAUCCAGGGCUACGUGGCCGCCUCUGGCCGCGGAACCGUGAGUGGAACAGCCACGGGUGUCAACAGCAAGUUCCAAAGGGUUCUGCACUGGUACAACAAAGACGCGCAGUACUGGGCAUACGCCAACUCCGCAGGCGCCUUCACGAGCCCCGCGAUGAAGCCCGGAACCUACACGCAGGUGCUGUACCAGGGGGAAUUCAAAGUGGGCAGCUCAUCGGUCACUGUAUCAGCAGGAAAGGCCACCACGGCCAACAUCGCCGCGUCGACGCAGUCCCGCAACACCAUCUGGCAAAUUGGCGAGUGGGACGGCCAGCCCACUGGAUUCCGCAACGCAGACAAGCAGCUCCGCAUGCACCCCUCCGACUCCCGCAUGUCGUCCUGGGGUCCUUUGACUUACACCGUUGGCUCGUCGUCUCUCGACAGCAUUCCCAUGGCGCUCUUCAAGGGUUCAAAUGCGCCUCUCACUAUCAAGUUCAAGCUCGACGCUACCCAGGCCAGCGGCGCUGCUACUCUUCGUGUUGGUACUACGCUUUCUUUCACCGGUGCUCGUCCCUCCGCUUCCAUCAACUCGUACAAUGCUGCUACGCCCGCUGCGCCGACCAAGAUCGACAGCCGUGGCGUAACUCGAGGCGCUUACAGAGGCUUUGGAGAGGUUUACGACUACGUUAUCCCAGCCGGCACGCUCAAGAAUGGUGACAACACUAUUACUAUCAACGUCGCUAGCGGUAGCAGCGGCGACCUCUAUCUCGCUCCUAAUGUCAUCCUCGACGCCAUAGAGCUCUUCAAGUAGAGGAGAAUGGCUUGUGCUAGGAUUGUAAAUUGCACGUUCGAGAACUCGAGGAGUUGAGGCUCAGACUGCUCACUAUCUUUCUUUGUAUAUAUUUUCUACCCAGAUAUUGUGGUCUGUGUGACGUUAUGUCCGAC